Molecule: messenger RNA, 2967 nt
Organism: Dermacentor andersoni
Lineage: Eukaryota; Metazoa; Arthropoda; Arachnida; Ixodida; Ixodidae
Source: RefSeq, a predicted model, not a curated record
GAGCGCGGACCCCGCGCACUCGGCCACCGUCCCGCGACCGGGACACACCGGCACAGCGCUCUUCUCGGGGUGCGCACGGCGCUCUACCCUCAACGCCUGCGCGGCGCACGCUUCCUCCGUAGCCACAGCGGCUGACUUGACGCGACGACGACUGUUUUCCAUCAGAGACCGCGAGAGCAAGGCCCGCUGGAAACAACACCAUACGUCAUCUAUACCACGACAUCAACGCAACCGCAGCUUGAGCACAGGCUCUCCAGAGGCCUACUUUCCUCGUGUGCCCCGAAAACGUGCUGAGGAGGUGGGGGAAGUCCGGCUUCACGAAUCCCUCCUGUUCGCCACGUGAAGUGCAAUCCACGCGGUCCCAGACCGGGCAUCCCGUGCCGAUGGUUCCAAGGAACGGCGCGUUCGCGGUGCUGGCACUCGCACUGUGCGCCUGCAGCUCCAGCCUACGCGCGACGACGGCCGCCGCAAGCCUGGGCGGCGUGCCGGCGGCUGCCAUGGCCGUGAGACUGGGCCCCGCCGCCGAAGUGCGGCGGCCAGCGGACACCGACGGCGGCGGGGCGUCCAGCUCUGCCAGCAAGCGCUACGAGUCGCACACGCCCGUGCUCUUGUCGGCGCUGCAUGCGCCCGACAGCGCACAUCAGCGCAUGAUGCUCGUCGAUUUGUCCGCGCUGCACCACCACCAGGAGCCUGCGGUGGGCUUCCAGCCCGACUACUACUACGGAUCCUCCUCUUCGUCGAACUCCAUGGCGUCAGCCGACUACAGCGACACCUGGGAGGACAACAGCCUCGGCGCCGACGACAGGAUCUACAGACGACACCAGCCCCACGAGGAGAUGCAUAACGACAUCGGCGACAGCGACCAGCUGCUGAUGCCGUUCUUGCCGGAGAACACAGUGGGCCUACACUACACCGGCUUCCCGUUCAUCGAGGACGCGCUCCACCUGCAGCGACAGAGCAGCCGCGAGGACGCCUUCAGCGAUUACCUGCGCGCGCUCAUUGCCAGCCGAGACCGGAAGCGCAGCGUCUUCCUCUCGCAGAGCUGGCAGCCCGGAGGCCACCCGGGUCCUUCCGUGCCACGAAGGCUGCACCAAACGCCGCCGCCGCCGCCGCAGCAGCAGCAGCAGCAGCAGCCCCGGCGAGUGUCUCAAGUGCACGCAUCCACAUCACCUGAACUGAUGGGCCUCACAGACAGCAAGAGCAGCGAACGGGAACUGCCCGUUCAUCACCGCCACCACCCGGCCGUGCCGUUCAUCUUCUCGUCCAAAGGCUGGCACCCCGGAGGUCGCAAGCGUAAUUUCUUCUUCUCGCGAGGAUGGGGUCCCAGUGGAAGACCGCUCACGCUGCGCGCCGACUACUUUAAGAAAAAGCCGCCCGCUGCGCACACUGGCGGCGGAGAGGAUGUGAGCGGCAACGAGGCGGCGUCGUUGGGGCUCUCUGAGGACCGAGGCGUCAUGGGCGGUGGUCACGGCAACUCGGGCUCAUCGCCCACUGUGAAGGCGACCGCCACGCGGCAUGGGCAUCGAUCAUGCCGCACUAAUUGCUGGCGCAUACCACACCUGUUCGGGCCCUACUGGUAGAAAGGAAUGACCGUUUUGCCGCGCGGGCACCCGUCUCCUGGCAGCCUGUUCGCGGGGACGAUGCUGACAAUAAAGAUGCCAUGGCGAAUGGCUCGCGGAAAGCGGCGUCGAGACAAAACGGCGGCUGAUGUUCAGGUUUACAAUCGGUACUUUACGCGAAAUGGCUGUGAAACUUUGAAGCGCUGAACUGUAUGCCAAAUGCGACAGGUGAUUUCAAAAUGUUGCCAUCAACAAUAAUAUAAGCGGAGCACCGGUAAGAAACUACUGUUGGGGUACCAUGGAACAUCAGCAACAUAAAUCACUGACAUGCGCUAAAUGGCAACACACUAAUGAGAAUCGAGGAAUGAGUCUUCAGCAUCCUUAAAAAAUGGGCCUCCCUGGCCACCUUGUGAAAUUCAAGUAUAGGUGCAUCACUAUGAACCUAGGAGUACAGCCACGUUUGAAAUAAUCAAGAAAUGCAUCUGUCCAGUUUAUAUUAUUAUGUUGAAACUACAGCCAAGUAUUGAUUUAGGCUAGACAAAAAGAAAAAUACUUUAUAAGAAACUAGUCAAAGAAAUGAAGAAGAUAUGCACAGUUAGCUUACAGUAAAUAUCUUUUUUCUUUCAUAGUAGUGUGCAAAUAGCCCUUUCGGAUCUGGAAACAAGUUUAUCAUACCUUUAAGGAUUAAAAUCCAUACUUCACCCUAAUUUAGGCCAUUCGAGCAACCCUAAUUCAGGCCAUUAGGCCUCUGAAAGUUCAGCUAUAUUGUAACAAAAAUGGACUUUCCUAAAUUCAAGGCAAUACAUGAUGAACAGUCCAUUAAGACAACCACUCAAAAAUAAUGGUGGCUCUCUUCAUUUUGAGCAUAAUUAACACCUGGUAUACGAGAUGCCAUGAGCCAUACCCAUGUGACAGUUCAUCCAGAGGAGUCUCCAUUCAAAGAAUGUGCGCUCUAGUACAAUGAUACUGUACCACAGAGUUUGGGGCACAUUAGAAAUGAAUGGCCAAAGUUCAUGAGCAAUCAAAUGCCUCACAACAAAGACCAAGGACAUGCAGUUAAACAAGGAGGAACCUCAGGAUGUUUAAAGCAGUGCUUACAAAUGACUCCUACCUUUUAGUGUCUCAUAAUGUGAUGUUAUCUAAUGCACAGAGCUCAAAAACGUGCCCACCACUAGAGCAAUGAGACCGGUUCUCAAAAAUAACAGCAAGAAUGCUGCUGCAAGCACGUACGUUUACAAGCCCUUAGGUAUUCAUGCUUUUCUCAAUAUUUCUUGCUCUGUCUUUCUACCUCUUGAAUCCACACUUCCAUUAUCCCUAAUGUGUUGAUAAGCACAGACUUUGUGCUUCAUGUCGUCAAUGUUACAUGAACCUGUAAUAAAGUAUGAUUCACCAUUUUAAAGCAACAAAA